Messenger RNA from Spea bombifrons (plains spadefoot toad), 1293 nucleotides. RefSeq lists its product as uncharacterized. Lineage: Eukaryota; Metazoa; Chordata; Amphibia; Anura; Pelobatidae. Bases 132 to 1076 code for a protein of 314 amino acids. The record is from RefSeq and is a predicted model, not a curated record. Gene Ontology annotation, cellular component: extracellular region. The transcript is spliced from 5 exons. Gene Ontology annotation, biological process: negative regulation of canonical Wnt signaling pathway; multicellular organism development. Gene Ontology annotation, molecular function: receptor antagonist activity; co-receptor binding.
AAUCAGACACUCUGCAGACAUGGCUUCAUCACAACGCAGAGCAUCAGGGCUGGUCACCAACAUCUGAGCACAGGGUGUCAAACCCAGCCUCUCUAAUUUCCAGACAAGGUUAUAUUUCCUUUAUUAUCUUUAUGGCUUUACGUCUGCACUGGAGAAUGCUGCCAGCGCUGGAGAUGCAGCUGCCGGUGGUCGUGAUGCUGAUGCUGACUCCUGUCAUCUUCCCCGCUCCAUUGCCUUCAGGAUUCCCGGGGAGCCUGGAUGGUGAGAAAGGCGCUGGGAUGGAGAUGAUAACACAUAACAUGACAUGCAGUGUUUCAAGUGACUGUCGGGAGAACCAAUACUGCCAUCUGACGUCCGUUACCGGCGAGUGCAAAGAAUGUAAACCGAAAGAAAAGGAGUGUAUUGAAGAUGGGGAGUGUUGUCUUGGAGGAACGUGCAUCGAAGGCAGAUGUGAUGAAGGAUCCAACGUCUCUGACAGCUGGACGAGGUGUGACCCAAGCAGAGACCGGUGUCCUCCUGGGUUCUGCUGCUCCAAAACAGAGACUGUCCAGUUCCCAGUCUGUAUUCCGCUUCCACGUGAAGGAGAACAAUGCAGAAGUCAAACAAUGAAUCUUUUCGAACUGCUAAACUUGAGUUCAGCCAUGGAGCCUGCUGCUGGAUAUUGUCCUUGUGGUGAAGGCCUGGUGUGUCCCAACAAAGGGGUUAACAUCAUUCCUACUUGUGAGAAGCCCGAGGAAGUCCUAGAUUUCACCGCCUAUAGAGGAGAAUCCCUCUUUGAGCCACUGGUUCGUAGGGACGAGGAAUUCACUUACUACGAUAUGGAUCUUCUGCCAUGGCCUGCUCAAGAUGACCAACUUGCCGUUGUAGAUCUCUCAAGAGCCACUGAAGAGAGCAAGGUGGAGGCCGAGAAAACCUUUAAUAUGCCGAGUGACGACGUGGCAAAGAAUUUUGAAGAUAAGAGCUUCACGCUGGAUAAACAUGUUAGUGGAUCUUCUGAACCAACUCAGCAGGAUUUCCUGGAACUCAAGCAACUUGCCAAGCAAAUGGGGCAAGAGUUUGGUCCUGGAUUUUACUAAACACCAUUGUCUUCCACAAUUAUCGCCGGGUUUCAUUUCAAACCGAAGGUUUACGAUACAUAGACUUGCAACAUUUCUAAAGAUAUUUUUGCAGAAUUGUUUUAAAAGUUUAAAAAAACAAGCAGUAAGAUGUAACCUUGAUAUCCUUGUAAUAUAUUGAAUGAUAUUAAUAUAAUAAUUGUUUUAAGCUGACGAGUGUUCAGUAUAUUGUAGAGUU